AGCCCGCACCGGGCGCAGCGUCCCGGCGCCCGCAGACCCCCGCGGGUCUCUGCCUCAGUUUCCCCACUGCGGUGACAGCAGUGCCGGGGAGGAAACCAGCGCAGCUCUGCACGGAGGAAGCGACAUAUGCUUUAGCCCGGCCCAGCACCGCCAUGGAGUUCUCCGAGCUGAUCAAAACGGCGACGGUGGAGAGCGUGCUGCUGUCGUGCGCGGGGCAGCCGGCGGUGAAGGGCACUCUGUGCAUCACCAGCCACCACCUGCUGCUCUCCUCCUGCCCGGGCGGCGACGGGCAGCCCAGCGCCGUGGAGCUCUGGCUGCUCAUCCGCAACGUGGACGCCGUGGAGAAGAGAGUGCAGAAUGUAGGCUGGUACCAGCCUCCCCGGAGCAGCGGCUCCCCGCGGGACACCAGGCUGGCUGGCUCCUCUGGCACCAUCACGCUGCGCUGCAAGGACCUGAAGGUGCUGCAGCUGGAGAUCCCGGGCAUGGAGGAGUGCCUGAACAUCGCCAGCUCCAUCGAGGCCCUCUCCUCGGUGGACUCCGUGAUGAUGAUGUACCCCUUCUUCCACCGGCCCCAGAGCCUGCGGCUGGAGGAGGGGUGGCCGCUGCUCCCCGUGGAGCAGUACUUCCAGCAGAUCGCCACGCAGACCACCCAGUGGCGGCUGAGUGACGUGAACCAGGACUUUGCCACGUGCCCCACGUACCCUCCUGCUGUCAUCGUUCCGGCGGCCGUGAGUGAAGAGACCCUGCGGAGGGCGGCCCGGUUCCGGCAGGGCGGGCGCUUCCCCGUCCUCAGCUACUACCACGCCAGGAACGGGACCGUGAUGCUCCGCAGCGGGCAGCCGCUGACCGGCCCCAACCGCAAGCGCUGCCCCGAGGACGAGAUGCUGCUGGGGUCAGUGCUGGACGAGGGCGAGCGGGGCUUCAUCAUCGACACGCGCUCAGCCCAGAUGGCCAAGCAGGCGCGGAUGACGGGAGGCGGCACGGAGCCCAAGUCCUCGUACCCGCAGUGGAAGAGACUGCACCGGCCACUGGAGCGCGGCCGCCCGCUGCAGGAGAGCUUCAUCAAGCUGGUGGAGGCCUGCAAUGACGCCUCACUGGGCAUGGACCGCUGGCUGGGCCGGCUGGAGAGCUGCCGCUGGCUGAGCCACGUCAAGGCGGCCCUCAGCACGGCCUGCCUGGCUGCGCAGUGCCUGGACAGGGAGGAGAGCAGCGUGCUGGUGCACGGAGCAGAGGGCACGGACACCACGCUGCUGGUGACAGCGCUGGCACAGGUGAUCCUGGAGCCGGGCUGCCGCACGCUGAAGGGCUUCCAGGGGCUGCUGGAGCGCGAGUGGAUCCAGGCCGGCCAUCCCUUCCACCUGCGCUGUGCCCGCUCUGCCUACUCGCACGCGCGGCUGAAGCAGGAGGCACCGCUCUUCCUCCUCUUCCUCGACUGUGUGUGGCAGCUGAGCCGGCAGUUCCCCUUCUCGCUGGAGUUCAGCGAGGGGCUGCUCCUCACCCUCUUCGACAACGCCUACGCCUCUGACUAUGGCACUUUCCUCUGCAACAAUGAGAAGGAGAGGUGUCUGUGCAAAGUGAAGGAGAGCACGCACUCCCUCUGGGCCUGGCUGGACCAGCCCGAGGAGAGGAAGAAGUACCUGAACCCCCUCUACUCGCCUAACCCACUGGUCAUCUGGCCCUCGGUGGAGCCCCAGAGCAUCCAGCUGUGGCAGGGCUUCUUCUUUCGCUGGAUCCGCUCAUCCCAGUACCUGGAUGAGGCGUGGGCAGAGAUAUGGCGGUUGGUGGAGAGCAGCAACACACCUGUCAAGGAGAGCACAGAGAACAGACUGAGCCGCUCGCUCUCCGACCCCACUACCCGGAUGGAGAAUGAAAGAUGAGUGGCAGCACGAGCACCUCGUCCUGGCGAUCGUCCCCCACCACCAUGAGCUGAUGCACCAAGGCGAUGCUGCAGCUCCCUGCGGGAAGCGCUGUGCGGGACACACGCCCUGCGGAGCCCAGAGGAGCCUGCGCAGACCAGAACUGUAUGGACAUCCCUGGGAGAGGGGGACAGACUCGACCGAGCAGCCUGUGAGCCAUGCAGCCUGAGCACGUCACAGUAAAGUGGUCUCUCUCUCACAGUC
This is a messenger RNA of Numida meleagris (helmeted guineafowl), 2120 nucleotides long. RefSeq names its product myotubularin-related protein 9-like. The record is from RefSeq and is a predicted model, not a curated record. Bases 153 to 1877 code for a protein of 574 amino acids. Gene Ontology annotation, biological process: negative regulation of autophagy. The transcript has 12 exons. NCBI's taxonomy places the organism in Eukaryota, Metazoa, Chordata, Aves, Galliformes, Numididae.